Messenger RNA from Vidua chalybeata, 856 nucleotides. RefSeq names its product cytochrome c oxidase assembly factor 6 homolog. The coding region runs from base 188 to 427 and encodes 79 amino acids. Gene Ontology annotation, biological process: respiratory chain complex IV assembly. The record is from RefSeq and is a predicted model, not a curated record. The transcript is spliced from 2 exons. Gene Ontology annotation, cellular component: respiratory chain complex IV; mitochondrion. NCBI's taxonomy places the organism in Eukaryota, Metazoa, Chordata, Aves, Passeriformes, Viduidae.
UCGCUUCCGGAGUGCGACCUUGGCGGGCGGGCGAGUGAGGGAGCGAGUGCGGAGCCGUGCGGGGCUCUCCCGGCGGUGGCGGUGGCGGCACCGCCUUCCCCCGCAGCCGCGGCACCGCGGGCAGGGCGGCGGCGAAGGCCGGGAGCGCUCGGACAGCAGCCUUCUUGUGUUCAGGGCGGCAGCCGGGAUGGCAGCGCCGACGAUGGAGGAGAGGAAGGCGUGCUGGGGGGCCCGGGACGAGUUCUGGCAGUGCCUGGACAGCCACGGGGAUGACGCCACCAAGUGCGAGAAGCUGCGCCGGGCCUUCGAGUCGCGCUGCCCGCAGCAGUGGGUUAAACACUUUGACAAAAGAAGAGACUUUUUAAAAUAUAAAAAGAAGCUUGAAACAGAAGGGUAUCAUCCUCCAGAAGCUGCUGGGAAGUCUUAGGAACUCUGCUCUCAAAUCAAAUGAGAAUAACUAUAAAAGGAAGAAGCCAGAGAAAGCAACAGAAGCUGCUUGAGUGCAAGAACUGGUAAUGUAGCAGUCUCCCUGAAAUGCAGACUGCUCUUCUUGUUGCCAGGUCUCGCAUGUCUGCUAAAAAAGGGGGUCAUAGACAGACAGCUUUUUCAUGAGUUUAAAUCAAAGAAAUAUGGUGCAGGGCUGUUCACAAAUUUAAGGGUUUGAAUGUAUAAUUAGUAAAAUUGUUUCAUAGGAAUAAAUUAUUAUUUAAUAUUGCUAUGUACAUAUUCUAAAGAGAAAAUUAUUUUUUUUUUCAGUAAGUGAACCACCUUUUUCCUAAAUUAAAAAAGUCCAUUCCAACUUGCCUUUUUUGUCAAAAGCAGUGGGUUGUAUAAUAAAAUUUGUAUUUGUCAUUUA